Bipolaris oryzae ATCC 44560 is the source of this 1560-nucleotide messenger RNA. RefSeq lists its product as uncharacterized. NCBI's taxonomy places the organism in Eukaryota, Fungi, Ascomycota, Dothideomycetes, Pleosporales, Pleosporaceae. The record is from RefSeq and is a predicted model, not a curated record. Gene Ontology annotation, cellular component: nucleus. The transcript is spliced from 2 exons. Gene Ontology annotation, molecular function: ubiquitin binding. The coding region runs from base 1 to 1560 and encodes 519 amino acids. Gene Ontology annotation, biological process: proteasome-mediated ubiquitin-dependent protein catabolic process.
AUGGAUGAGGAAUCUGUGCUCAAUUUCUGCAGUAUCACUUCGUGUGACCCUGACAAGGCCGCGCAGUAUCUGCGCUUGACAGAUGGCAACUUUGAGCAGGCCAUACAACUCUUCUUCGAUGCCCCGGGGCUUGACUUCACUCCCUCCGCGCCAUCACAACCUGCCCCAGCCUCCACUGCACAGAAUCCCAUAAACAUCGAUUCCGACGAUGACAUGGACUUCGAUGCUGCUCCAUCGGGGGCAAACCCGCCUGCACGAAGCCAACCCGGUGUCGAGGAUGACGAAGCCAUGGCGCGGCGAUUACAAGAGGAGAUGUACGGCGGUGGUGGACCUGGAGGAGCUGGUGUCGACGAAGUUCGCGCGCCUAUGCAACGGACAACAGAGACUCUCGUCGGCCCUGGCUCCAAUUGGGGCCCUGCCGACGAGGAGGAGGACAUAGAUGCUCUGGUGCAAGAACAGCUGGCUCGCCGCCGAACUGGCCGCGCAGGUAUCUUCAACCAACACACAACUCACACAAACGUCUGGGACACUACCACAGAUUCGAGCACGCGGCGACGAGAACUUGCGACCGCAACGGGAGGUGCGUCCGAGCAGUCUUCUAAGAUGAACAUGCUCGCAGAGCUAUUCCGGCCACCAUUCGAAAUAAUGUAUCAGGGCUCGUGGGAGAAGGCACGCGACAUGGGCAAGGACGAAGAGAAGUGGCUCCUCGUGAACAUCCAAGACCCAGCAAUCUUCGACUGCCAGCGCUUGAAUAGGGACAUCUGGAAGAACGAAGAUAUCAAAGCGACUGUCCGGGAGAACUUCAUCUUCUUGCAGUACGCAAAGGACGACCAGCGUGGACAACAGUACAUGAACUACUACUUCCACGCGCGUGACAGCUCAGACGCUUACCCACACAUCGCCAUUGUCGACCCUCGAACUGGUGAACAAGUCAAGGUAUGGUCAGGCCCGCCGAUACCCGAGGCCGUUGAGUUCCACGCCCAACUCCACGAGUUCCUCGAUCGCUACAGCUUGAACGUCAAUGCAAAGAACCCGGUGGCGAAGCGAAAGUCAGAAUCGAAGAAAAAAGAUGUUAACCGUAUGACCGAGGAGGAGAUGUUGGAGAUGGCACUGCAAAACAGCUUGGAGAAUGGCAAAGGCCCACAGGAGGACGAUCCAGAUGCUCUCACCAAAUCGACCGAGAACAUCAAGGGCAAGGGUAAAGCCGAAGAAGCCGCGCCAGAACCAGAGCUAGAGGCUGCUCCAUCAAAUCCAGCUUUUGCCGCUAUUUCCGCACAAGCACCUCACACCGAGCCCACAGUUACCGAUCCAAAGGUAACCACGCGCAUUCAGUUCAGAGGUCCAUCAGGUAGACCUAUUGUCCGUCGGUUCAACCUCGCGGAUCCUGUCCGCCGUGUGUACGAAUGGAUCAAGUCUGACGUACCCUGGGAGGGCAAGCAAGGCGCCGAGUUUGAUCUUUCCUUCAUGGGCAAGAACCUCAUCGAGCAUCUGGACGAAACGGUCGAAGCUGCUGGUCUCAAGGGCGCAAGUGUCAUGGUUGAGUUCAUGGACAACGAGUAA